Messenger RNA from Equus quagga, 9322 nucleotides. RefSeq names its product chromosome 15 C6orf132 homolog (gene C15H6orf132). The record is from RefSeq and is a predicted model, not a curated record. Lineage: Eukaryota; Metazoa; Chordata; Mammalia; Perissodactyla; Equidae. Bases 328 to 3990 code for a protein of 1220 amino acids. The transcript is spliced from 6 exons.
GGGGCGGCUCUUCGUCCGGGCUGGGCGUGGGCUGGGCGAGGUCCCGGGCCCUGAGGUGCCAACAAUGGCCUGCAGUGGGAGGAGGCGGGCAGGAAUGCGGCCGGGGCGGGGCGGGGCGGCUCUGCGCCGCGGCCUCUUACCUGUCCAGGUAGCUCGCAUUUCGAGGCGAGCUGCGGAGCCCGCAGCACCUGUCGCGCGGCGCGCGGGCGGGGAGGCCGGCGCGGGGCAUGGCCCGGUAGAGUCCCCGGGGGGCCGGUGCGGCGAUCGGGCCCGGCCAGGGCAGGGCGCGGGGGAGGUCCUCCCGGGGCCCGCGCGGCCGGCGGCAGCAUGAAGAAGAACCAGACAGUGCAGGGCACCUUCAGCAAACUCUUCGGCAAGAAGCACAACGCCCCCGCCACCUCCCUCUACGCCACCAAUCCCCCCUGGAUCUUCACCCAAGAGGCCCCGGAGGAGAGGACCAGGCGCUUGGAUGGGAUCUAUUAUGCAGACAACCGGUUUGACUCGGUGAGCGAAUCAGGAACAGCCACGCUGAAAGCUCGGCCGAGAGUCCGGCCCCUCCUGACCUUCCUUCCACUGAAUUCCCAGGAGAACCAUGGGCUGGCUGUGCCCACCCCUUCUGUCCCAGAAGACUUUGUAGACAAGGGAGUGACAGGUACCAGCUCACUAGUCAAUGGCAACCUCCGACUGUACAGCUCUGUGGGUGACCUAAGGCCUGGGCACUAUGGCCAGGACCCACUCAUCCCCCCACCUCCCCCAGGCCCAGCCCCGGGGCCACCGCCAGACACUUUGCAACCUCGAGGAGAGUCCCCACCACCACCUCCACCUUCCAUGGCUCCCCCACCACCUCCCCUGCUGCUGGAACCCCCACUCCCACCCAGCAUGGCCCCACCUCCGCCCCCGGUAUUGGGGGCCCUAUCACCCCCAUCCACACCCACCCCUCCUGACUUCAUUCCCCCUGCCCCACCCUUGGCCUUUCUAGCCCCACCCCCACCCCCUUUGCCAGCCCCAGCACCCCCAGCUCCAGUGUCUCCUCACAAGAUGGGGACUCGCCUCUUUCCCCCUGGGGGUGUCACCAAGUGGAAAUCAGAGGUAACACUGAGUGGCAGGCAGCCAGAGGCCCCCAGAACCAGCCCCCCCAGGAGCCCUACUGAGCCUGAAGGGAGCCCCCUAGGACCUAAACCAGAGUCCCACCUCACCUUCCCCCGUUCGUUCAAGGUGCCUCCCCCAACCCCAGUCAGGACUUCAUCCAUCCCUGUUCAGGAAGCACAAGGGGCUCCUCCAGAGGAAGAAGGGGCCACCAAGAAGGCCCCCAGUCGCCUCCCACUGCCUCCCAGCUUCCACAUCCGCCCUGCGUCCCAGGUCUACCCAGACAAGGCCUCUGAGCCAGACCCCUCUGGGGAGCUCAGGGCUGCAGCACCAGCCAGCCCGAGGCUGGGCCAGUCCCAGUCCUGGACAAAUGAACAAGCUGAGACUCUGCCCCCAGCCCCUCCCCCUCCCCCUCCCGCACCCCCGCUCCCUCCCCCAGCACCCCCCCUUCCCCCAGCUGCCCCUCCUUUGCCUUCUGCUGAGAAGACAGCCCCUCCACCUGCUGGGUUUAUGAAAAGCCCCAAAUCUAGCUCUCCUGCUCCCAAACCCAAACCCAGCCCCCCGAGCCCAGAGGACACAGCCUCGUCAGUGCCUGUGGACUGGAGGGAUCCCAGCCAGAUGGAGAAGCUGCGCAGCGAGCUGGCGGCCUACCUCUGUGGUUCCAGGAGAGAGGACCGAUUCAUCAGUCACAGGCCAGGCCCAACGGUGGCCUCUCAGGGAAAGGAGGGCAAGAAGGGCCCCAGCCCGCCAGAAAAGGAGGCUCCCCCAAGCCUGCCAGAGAAGGAGAUCCCCCCAAGUGUCCCUGAGAAGAGUCCCCAGGGCCUUCCAGAGAAGGCCGCCACUGGCCCGACCCUGCCCCCUGUGGACUACACCCCCCAAGACGCCCCGACUCCCAGCGUCCGGCAGAUCCGGGAUGAGCUGGAGGCGCGGCUUUCCUCAUCAGCAGAGAAGGACGCCAGGCCCAGCACAGGGCCUCUGCCUCCCAAACCUCGGCUCGAAGGGGUGAGAAUCUUUGAAAACAGGGCUGAUAACGGCAGAUUCUCCAAGCCUGUGGCCAAGAAUCUGUUACCUCUACCCACCACCCCUCUGCCAACCACACCACUCCAGUCCAAGUUCAUGCCUGGGCCAGCCGCACCACCCAAGUCCCCGCCUGGACCAACUACACCUGGGCCAGCCGCACCACCCAAGUCCACACCUGGACCAGCCACACCACCCAAGUCCACACCUGGACCAGCUACACCUGGGCCAGCCACACCACCCAAGUCCACACCUGGACCAGCCACACCACCCAAGCCCACACCUGGACCAACUACACCUGGGCCAGCCACACCACUCAAGGCCACACCUGGACCAGCCACACCAACCAAGUCCACAGCUGGAUCAGCCACACCCGGGCCUGCCAUACCAUCUGCAGCCCCAACUCUGCCGGCCACAUCAUCUCAGCUGAUAGCAGUGAAGAACCUAGUCCCAGCUGGGCAGUGGGAGAAGCAAGGACCUCAAGAACUUGCAGUGCCCUCCCAGCCAGAGGCAGACAGGUGCCCCUCCGAGGCCAGUAAGCCUCCCACAGGGGGAGCCCUGUCACCUCCAGCCCUUCCACCAAAGACAUCCCCUGGUGGAAAAGAGGUGACAUUUCCCUACAAGCCCCAUCGCAGCAAGAACAGCCCCAGCAGAGAGGCUGCUGUGGUGAUGUCUACACCAGCCAGAGGAGAGGCUCCAGGGUCAGGGGAGCUGGUGGGGAUGAAGGAGCCCCAGGGGCUGCCAGCCAAACCCCCAGCCUCAGCCCAGCCUGCUGACGAACUCCUCAGGCAUCCGGUGACUGGGGAGGUGGUGGAGCGGGGCUCCCCCAUGGCCCUGCUCCUUGCGGCCAGGCAGAGGGCACAGAAGGGGAGGCCUGGAGGGGCUGCCCUGAGUCGGUCCUCCCUGCCGGGGAGUCUCCGUGGCCACAGCAGCCAGCCCGAGGCAAGCUCUGAGGGCGGGCCCAACUCCUUCACUGGGGUCCCCAAGUUACCCAAGGAGGCUGAGAAGGACCUUCAGCUGGCCUCAUCAACACAGCCCACUGUUCCCAGUCAGUGGAAGCCCCAGUCCCGCAGAAACCCAGAAGGCACACAGCCAAGCUGUGGGCACAAAUGGACCAAGGCAGAACCCCAGGCCCCUGUGGCCUGGGGAAGACCAGCGCCCUCCAACCUCCCCCAGGGCCGCGUGCUGCCCAAGUCCUUCUCGUCCCCUUCUUCUCCUUCCCACAAGAGGGAGGAGGAGGAGAAGGAGUUCAACUUUGAGGUCAUCCCCCCUCCGCCAGAGUUCAGCAAUGACCCUGAGCCCCCGACCCCGGCCCUCCAGUAUCUGGGGCGCCGGAGAUCCCCUCCCCGGAACAACUUCUCAGACUUGGGGCAGCCUCUGGACGCGGGCCUAGCGGCCUUGGCGCCUCGUGGCUUCUCACGCUUCCCGGCGGAUGCGCGCUCCGCGGGGCCCGGGGGCCUGGAGCGCUCCGCGGGCGGGGGCCGUUCGCUCAUCAAGAAGCGCCUGUACGUCGGGGAGCCCCACCGCAGCCCCGGGCCGCCCCGCGGCGCCACCGGCCGCAGCCUCAGCUCCCCAAACUGCUUCGGGCCGCCGCCCGGGGGGCCCUUCGCCGCGCCUGGAGGCCCGGAGGUGCGGCGCGUGGGCUCGGCGGGCCGCGCGCCCCCCGGCGGCCUGCACGCGCGGAAGCCGUCCUUGGAGGGCGCCGCCCGCGGAGAGGCCAAGUUCAAGGUGCCCGGCGGUGACUGCGGCUGCGCCUCCGCUCCCGGCAGGUCUCCCCACAGCACCCCCCUCUAUGGAAGCCCCAUCAACACGUUCACCGUGAGGCCUGGGACCCGCCAUCCCAUCUCCUAUGCUUACUCAGGGGCCCAUCGGAAAGCCCCAUCCUGAGCCCGGAAUUUUCUCAGUUCUACUCCAAGGGAUCCUUCAAGGAAUAGAAGCACAGCUGAAGUCUCGUGAUAACAAACAAGCAAGUCUCUUUGACUCUCUGAACCUCAGUUUCUUCUUCUGUACAGUGGGAGAAUAAUACCUACCUCAUAAGGCUGUUGUGAAGAUUAGAGACAGUCCUGCCUUCACUUAACAAGUAUUUGAGUGACUACUAGAUGGCAGGCACUACGCUUAGCACGGAUGUACAGUCAUCAACACACUGACACUCCUCCUGCCUGAGGCAAGAUUAUAGUGUAGUGGAAAAGAGAGAGGAUAAAAGGAACACACAGAAACAUCAUAAAUUAUAAGAAAUGGUAGGACGGAAAGGAACAGGGAGUGUGGGCAAGAAUAACUGGAGGCCGGGGGAGAGGAGUGGAUUUCCUUUAACCAGGUGGGAAAGUCUUUUCCAAUGGUGACAUUUAUGCUGAUUUAGGCAAAGCAUCCAGCCCACACCUGGCACUGAGUAGUUGCUCAAUAAGUGGCAUCUUUGGGUGAUGGCUCCAUUUGUGUGUGGCCCUUCACAGUUUCCCAUAAAGCUUUGACGGAGUAUCGUCAACUUUUCCAGAAGAGGAAACAGAGCCAGGGAAGUCAUCUCAGGACAAGGUCAGAGGGAGCUGGGUUGCCUCCUCUCCCGGAGUCUUUUCUGGGGGGUUGUUGGGAAAGGGAGAUAGGGAGGGUGACUCACUGAUUCAGCAACUUGUGCUUCCAGGAAGGGCCUCCCCACCUCUCCCGUCCGUGGGCUUCCCCGUUAUCCCGUCUCUCCCACCCCCACGCUCCACCACGAUGCCCUCAUCCUGCUAACAGAGUGAGACAGAGUGAGGACGGGGCCUCGACUCCCGGGAGGACUGGGGGCUUCUCACCUGGCUGCUCUCUCCUCCCUGCUCCCUCCUACCUCUUCUCUCCCCCCCCCCACCCCUGACAUGGGCAGGGCAGUGGGAAGUGGUGGAGGGUUGGGCCCCACGUCUGUCUCUGCCUCUGCCAAGCUGUGUGACCUGGGGCCUCAGCUGACUCGUCUGAAAAGUGACGGGGAUGGACUUGUGCCGUGUGGGGGUCUUAAACUGUGUUGAGUCUUUAAGAAGCUGAUGAGAGCUCUGGACCUUCACCCCAGAAAGACGCCCCCACGAGCACCGUUACACAUGAUUUCAGGCGCUCCACAGAUCCCCCCAAAAUCGGGCUCCAGGGACUUCUCCUUGAAAUCUCCUGAAGCAACGGUGGUCGUGGCAACCACAACCCUUACUUAACCUUGAUGGUUUGGAAAGUUCAUUCGUUCUCUUGUUAACUCAUGACAACCCUCUAAAACGUGUUGGUCGUGGAAUACUCCUAAUUCCAUCUCACUGAUGAGAAAAUGGAGGCACCAAGAAGAAAAGGGAGUUGCUUAGAGGAGCCCACCGGACUUCCAACUCUGCGUCCCUCAUCAGGGCUGCCUCCCUCCUGGCCAUGUGCACCUCACUCAUUCGUCCCUCCCCGAAUCCUACCAUCCCCUCAACUUUCUAUCUUUCUAUCAGAGGAGGGGUGGGGAGGGCUGCGGAGGGUAAAGCUACUCUGGUGCCAGAAAAGGUUAAUAGGCAUGGGUGGCGCAGGUGUUCUGGAUCAGGUUGGCCACACCUUGGUUUCUGGAGCCUCCUCGCUGCUUGCUGGGCGUGCCAAGCCCCAGUGGCCAGAACCCCACCUCUCCUGUGAGGCCCAGCCCGGCCCAGAGCAGCAGUGGGGGCAGGUCCCAGGGCAGGCUGUGCUGGAAGUCUGGGGCCUGCCGAGGGCAACUCGGGAAGGGCCCUGUCAACCCGAAUGGAGCACAGCUUUCCCCAGGGCCCCACUGACGCAACUGGAGAGGCCUUGCAGGCCCUUCUGCAGGAAGCUGAGGAUAGAGGUGACUUUGACCCGAGCAGGGAGGCGUGAAGGGGAGGCUCCCUCCAUGCUGAGCUGUCAGACAGGCCUGCCCCUGCCUGCUCGCCCCACCUGCCUACCCCCAGCGGCCUAGGGCGCUUUCAUCCCGGCAGCUCGAAGGCAGCGCUGGCGUCCCGUUGUGAGUCAGCUGUCCAGGCUGGGUGGCCACUGAUACCAGGCAGAGAAUGUGAGCCUCCUCCCUCCAAAGCCCCAGGGACGGCCAGCUGCCGCGGACCUGCUGGUGGGGCCUCUGGGGAUAUUUUUGGCAGGGAAGGUGAGAGGCAGGGAGACCAAGGCAAGGCAUUCCAACUACUCCCUCAUUUACAGGGAUGAUCCUGAGCUGCCCGCCCAGUUCUCAGAGCCCCAGAAGCUUCCUGAACAUCUGGCACAGUUGAGCCACUCCCUGCUCCCCUCCUGGAGAGCUGUCCUCUGAGCUCCUACAGAAAACGUUCUGCUUGGCUCCCGUCUUCCAGACUGGCGCCCUUCCUCCCCACAGGUGUCUUGGCACCCUGUCCUCAGUCCCCAGUCUUCCUUCUCCAUGGUUUCUUCUUCAGAAGACUGAGUUGACCCCCUCUUCUCAUCCACACCUGAGCUCCACAUUUCUGACUUGAAAGUGCCCCCUGGACAUUUGCGUGUGGAUGCCUGGCCAGCCACACAGAUUCAGACUCUCCAAAAAAGAUUAUUCUUCCCUUAAUUCCUUCUCACACAAUUGUGAGACCAGAGCAGCCAGGUCCAUGGCCCCAGAAUCCCUGGAAAUAUUCAUUCCUGCCCGCUUUGCUUCCUCGAAGCUGACUCACUCGUCAAGGCCCAGCUUCAGUCAGAGCUCCCGUGGAAAGCCCUUCCCAGCCCAGCACGGCUCAGAGACCCCUCCCUCCUCCACCCCUCCACCCACCUCCUUGGCUGGCUCUUCCUCAUCCUUCAGGCUCAGCUCAGACAUCCUCACCCUCUAGGCCACAUCAGCUCCUGUUACAGGCUCCCAUGGGCCCCUAGUCCCCUCACAUCAGGGUUAUUUGUUCCUCAUCCCCCCCCCUCACCCCGCUCCCCAGCACUUGUCAGCUUUGUACUACAAGCUCUGCCCGUCUUAUUCAUCACAGUAUCCCCAGCAUCUAGUGCUACUCCUGGCACUAACAGGUACUGAAUAUAUGUUUGUUGAAUGAUUACAUGUUAGUAUUUAAUCAAAUUCUGUCAAGCGCUAUUUCAGUUCCUUGAGGGCAAAGGCCAUGUCUCCGGUGGAUCCGUGACCACAUAGCCCUCUUGUUUCUAGCUGCGUGUAACCUGAUUGCUGAGCUCUCAGGUGGCACAAAAUUAAUGGUUUGAGGGAUGGGCUUCUAAGAUUUCCUCAUAAAACUGUCAAGAUGCCUUGGAGUGGCUCCUGCCUGGUGGGCUGGGACACGAUGCCCUCAGCCUGGAGACCGGAGGAGCUGGGAAGUGAUGGAACCAGGUGAUGCCGUUCUGGCCCUUAAUGGGCUAGGGCGCGGGGUCUCAGGCGGCCGUCAUGUCAGACCCUGACAUGUCAGACCCUGCAGUGAGCUGGCCAAAUGGAGCAGCCAGCUCCAACCCUCCAAACGACUUGCACUCUACAUUCGUGCCCCUUUUGGUCUCCUUUAGUCUUCAGUAAUAUUCUUUGGCGCUCCAGCCAAUCUCACCUGCGCUCAGGGCCCAAGGGGAAAGUUUCUGGGCCACAGAAGGAGAAGGAACAGCACCCCUAGGGGCCAGGGCGGCAGGAGCCGGUCAGGACCGACCCGCUCGCUGUCCCUCCCACCUGGAAAGCCUCCCCCCCAGGAAAGUCUAGCAGUUCUAGGUCUUGUUUUCCUUACACAGCAGGCCGCCUGCCCUGGGCUCUCAGGUCCUAGGAGGGAUCUGAGCACAGGGUGGGGCUCAGCAGACAGCUGUCUUCAGUGUCUUCCACUUCAGCAUAGGAUCCGUGUCCCUAGUGCACUCUUGGAAGUGGGACUCAGCCAGCAGCCUCUCUGUGGGACUCUCCUUUGUCAUUCUUGAAAACAGGAUUGCUUCAGUCUUGUCUUCCACACACGAGACUUCUGGCUCCUUCCACCUUUCCUCCCUGCAGAGGAACAUCUCUGCUGCCUCUUUUCAUUGUUACCUAGUUUAUUUUCUGAGCCACUCAGAGACAGUCUGGCAGGCUCCUGCUUUCUCUCCCCCUCUCUCUCUCAAGUGCAAGACACACACACACACACACACACACACACACACACACACCUGGAAAGUAAAGCAGGAGAAUACAAAGUUCUCCCACCCAGGAGAGCCAGGUGGCCACUUGGGGCACCGUUAGCAUGGCACUGUGGGUGGCCCCUCUUGCCGGCCUGUGACCAGGCCAUCAAGGCUGCCGUUGGCCCUGUGACGCUGGUGGGAGCACGUGCACGAGUGAGGCAGGGGAGGGAGGGCCCCUGCUCGCUUGUUCUCCCUGUAGAAGAUCCAACACUCAAACGCUAGGUCAAGGGUACCUGUUAUUGCUGACACUGUCGUCUUUUGAUGACCUUUAUUGGCAAUUUAAACUUCCCUUGACCUUCACUUUAACCUGAUUUCUGCAGGGACAGAGGAGGGGAGUGAGGACCUCUGCGUCACUGGCCCUGGUUUCCAGCCUGAGUCCCUGUGCGUGGUGCUGUGUGUGCACGCAGGGCCAGCUGUAACCAGCAGGUGGCGCUCUGCUCACAGGUGCCUGAACUCAAGCCAAGCAGGUGGAGUUCAGGCUCAGAUUCAGAUUCAGCUGGGGUCAUCGCGCUCCUCCUAGGGUCCAGGCACAAAGUUCAGUGUUGUGCAGUAUGCCAGUGAUUCUCAAACUUGAGCAUGCAUCAGAAGCACUGCAAGAUUUGUCAAAACACAGGUUCCUAGCACUCCUUCCCAGAGCUCCUGAUUCAGUGGAUUUGGGGUAGGGCCUGAGUGUUCACAUUUCUAACAAGUUUCCAGGUGGGGCUGCUGGUCUGAAUGGCCCAGGGACCACGCUUUGAGAACCGCUGCUGUGCAGUAUCCCAUUUAACCAUCCCACUCUCCUCUGGGUGGACAGUACCACUCCCAGCUUACCAAUGAAGAAACUAAAGUCCCAACAGGCCACCAGCUGAAGCAAACUGCACGGGCUGCCCCGCCCUCUGCCUCAAGGGCAGCGUGGCUGGGGUGGGUGCGACAGCGCCUCUCCAGAUUCCGCCUGUCCUCCCUUCUUCCAGGGAGGGCAGUAAGAGAGCAGGCCUGGGAUAAGCAUGAGAUCAGGAGGGGCACACGGGGCACUGUUAGUUUGGGAGUAAUUCCUUGAAUGUCCAGUGUUUUUAAAGCACUUUUGCUUCUAUUUAAACCUGGCCUCAUAAUCCUGGCCGGUCAGCACUCACACCUUGGACUCUGUGCUGCUGCCCUGGCCCCUCCCUCUUCAGGACUGGAGCUCUCACUCCCCCCCACGCCCCGC